CUGCAAGACGAGGCAUAGUCAAACCUGAUGUGAUCAAAAGAAGGUCAUGGUGCGCCGCUGCCGAUAGAGCCAUUUCAACAAUGGGAUCCGAAGACCUGGUCGACGGCGAAGGCUGGAUCUCCGACGACAGCAGCUUCUAUGGCGAUACCGAUAUCCAGGCAGAAUGCGAAGAACAGAAGCAGCGCAGCCUGAAUAUUGCCUGCCAGCUCCCGAUGCGUGCUGUCACCUCGAAACGGACCAAGGCUAUUUCUCAAGAGACGGGGGUCGUCGCAGCGAGUACGCCUGAUCGGAUUCUGGUGUCCGAUCGCUGGCUGGGACGUGAGAACGCAUGGCAGCGUGACGAGUCCGUCGAUGCCUUCCUUGUCAGGAAACCGCCCGUCAAUCCUCUCACUACAACAGACGAUGGCUGGCUAUGGGUCGGUAGCCCAACUCUGCCGAUCUCUCAGGUCCGUGACGACAAAAGUCCCGAUCUUAUCUCCUUGCAGCAACGCGGCUCUGCUCUUCUGGAAGCAUUCAAGCGGAAGUCCGAACUGGAAGUACGGCCGCCAAACUCGAGCCAUUUAGAGCGAGAUCUGCGUGCUCUAGCAAUCGGGACAGGCGUCACAUACGGCAAAUGGAUGUUGUUUCCCGGUGUCGCAAACCUGGAGCAGUAUUGGUGUACUGUCGCUACUGCGACAGUAGAGGGCAGGCUUGGUCCGACCUCCAAAUCCGCCGUGCUGAAUCCUGGGAACUCAGAUACCUUAAUCUGCGUCUACACCUACGAUUUCUCCGACCGAGAUGACGUCGAGCGAGUGCUAAAGGCGCUGGUAGAUGUCGGUCUUUGCUCAGCCGAAGGGAAGCCCAUCUAUUACAAAUGUGAUGCUUAUACUUAUCUUGGAAUUACCUCCAAGAACGAAUACAAGCUUCGCGCGAGCCUCUAUUCGAGCAGGGACAUCUUGUGUAACAAGAAGGCAGCCCGCGUCUCGUGAAGUCCUGAGGCGAGUAUGGAUUUUUCUUGAAAAUGUUGCAGGAUACAGGACUCACUGAAUUCCCAAAUGGAACCUGCGAGAAUAUCAGGCAACGUCUCUUUCGGAAGUGUGUUGAUGCGAGUGACAAAGCCGACGGCUUAGAGGGUGGGAAUCGACGAGCAUCAUCAAGUCAAGGUCGUUGACCGCCAAGCACCAUUUCUGCAGGUGUUUCAGCUGAAACCUUGCGACCAAGUUAGCGACAGCGCCGAUUGACGGAUGAAGCGCUUAUCAGAUUUUGUUGGACGAGGAUUCCUUGCGUGAAUAAGCUACGCACUACUUCGACCAAACACCUGGGCCGCAGAGAAUGAGUCGAGAUCCGUGUCUCGUGGAGUGAGUAUUCGGAGUCUCUGCCGACGCUCGUAUUUAACGCUGAGGCAGGCAGGCUCUCACAGGUAUCAGCCAGAAGUGGAGCAAUUUUGACGACCCGGGGACGUGGUAGCUCCCUACUGUAUCUUAUUGCAUUCAUGCCAUUUUCCCGGAUCUGGAGCGACC
Molecule: messenger RNA, 1499 nt
Organism: Cercospora beticola
Lineage: Eukaryota; Fungi; Ascomycota; Dothideomycetes; Mycosphaerellales; Mycosphaerellaceae
Source: RefSeq, a predicted model, not a curated record